Molecule: messenger RNA, 1164 nt
Organism: Aspergillus alliaceus
Lineage: Eukaryota; Fungi; Ascomycota; Eurotiomycetes; Eurotiales; Aspergillaceae
Product: peptide-methionine-S-sulfoxide reductase
Exons: 3
Coding region: 245-883 (212 amino acids)
Molecular function (GO): peptide-methionine (S)-S-oxide reductase activity
Source: RefSeq, a predicted model, not a curated record
UGCAUCGCCAUGCAUACCAUGACCAUCCAUUCAUUCAAUUCUACCAUCUUCUUCUACUUACUCUGGUGCAGCUUGAGGAUUGAAAGGGGGUGGGAAACACAUCAACGCAACAAUUCCAUUGCAAAAUUAGUCUCACUGUAUCUAUCGUAUAAAUUUGCCCCGAUACCCCUCCGCGGAAAGUACAGGGCAGAUUUGUUUCGAAAAUAGCUACUAAUUCGAAUCCCUCCGUAGAAGGUCCCGUUGAAUGGCUUUCGCCGCGCCCGCCAUUGGUUCGACCUUACUUUCACGAAUUUUUCGUCCGUUCUCCACCAGUUCUCCGUUUCUCUCUUUGACACCUGAAUCCGCAUCUCGCACCAUGUCGGACAACACACAGAAGGCAACUCUGGCCGCCGGCUGCUUCUGGGGCGUGGAACACCUGUUCCGCAAGAACUUCGGUAAUGGGAAGGGUCUCUUGGAUGCGAAGGUUGGGUAUAGUGGUGGAUCGACGGCGUCGCCUUCGUAUCGAGCUGUGUGCACCGGAGAUACCGGCCAUGCCGAAGCGGUGCAGGUGACAUUCGAUCCCUCCAUCGUGAGCUAUCGUUCUCUUCUGGAAUUCUUCUACCGCAUGCACGACCCCACCACCUUGAACCGCCAGGGACCAGAUGUCGGUACACAGUACCGUAGCGUCAUCUUCACCCACGGAGACGAACAAGAGCAGAUCGCCAAAGAUGUAUCCGAGAAGGUGAGCAAAGAGUGGUACAAACAGCCUCUUUCCACGGUCAUUGUGCCUGCGGGUCAAUGGUGGGAUGCGGAGGAGUACCACCAGCUCUAUCUGUCCAAGAACCCGGCGGGUUAUGAAUGUCCUGCUCACUUCGUGAGAACCUUCCCGCCUCUUUCUGCCUGACUGAAGGUUAGAAUAUGAUGGAUAGUAGAUGAAAAACUUAUCUUCCUUUUUUCUUCGGUCUUUAUGUGAUUUGUCUGGCCUGGUUCUGUCUUCAUGACGAUUUGCAGGAUGAAUGCUUCAUGGAAAUGUGCGGCCUAUCUAGGGCGACGCGAGAUGUGUACUGUACAUCUCCCAAAUAUUAUUUACAUAUCUCAUAAGGUCUAGGUAUCUUGUCUCCGUAGCACCACUUAUCGAUCAUUGAAAGAACUAGGAGGAUUGGCCAUGUUCCUAUCACACUUUAU